CUUCUUGUAGGGGCCCUAUUGCAUCCCACGAUAUGCAAAAAGCUUUAGAACGAGCUUUGGAUCGUGCGGAGUAUGUCAUUGAAAGUGCCCGACAGAGACCUCCUCCACGGAAAGACUCCUCUAGUGGGGGAAGAUCUCUCCAUGAAAAACUGUAUGACAUAUAUGUUGAAGAAUGUGGAAAAGAGCCCGAGGUUACAGAGGAAUUAAUAAGCAAUGUGAACUUGUUAGAGAAGCUUCUGAUGAGGGAGUCAUUGUCGUGUUUAGUGGUCAACCUGUACCCAGGAAAGGAGGGCUAUUCGCUGAUGCUCAAGGGAAUAGAUGGCUCUUAUUCAGAGACCAUUCGCUUGCCUUACGAAGAAGGGGAACUGCUUGAAUACUUGGAUGCAGAAGAAUUACCUCCUGUUUUGUUGGAUCUCCUGGAAAAAUGUCCGGUUAACAUGUUUCACAGUGGGUGUGUCAUAGCAGAAAUACGGGACUAUAGGCAGUCCAGUAAUACGGAAGGCCCGGGUUACCAAAGCAGGUAUAUUCUCUUACGUCCCACGAUGCAGACGUUAGCCUGCGACGUACACUCCAUUACCAGCGAUAACCAGAAAUGGACCCAGGAAGACAAACUUUUGCUUGAGAGCCAGCUGAUCUUGGCGACAGCUGAACCACUGUGUCUUGAGCCUUCUGUAUCGGUAGCCUGCAUUGCAAACAGGCUGCUGUAUAACAAGCAAAAGAUGAACACUUACCCAAUGAGAAGGAGCUUGAAGCGGUAUUCUGCAGCCUCCCUGAGUCGGCAGCAGGAGCUGCCUCCUCACCCAUCACCUCCUGAGCUAAGAGUAUCGACCUCUUGCAAAGAAAGCAAAGAAAGUGAAGCAAGUCAGCAGUAUGACCUCAAGAUAUCCAAAGCAGAAAACUGUGCAAAUACGUGGAAACAGCAACCCUGUGACUUGGAGGUCCCUUCUGAAGCGGAGGUGGAGAAACAUGCUAAAGGGGGGAGGUCUGUCAAAUAUGAUGACUCACAACCGACAGUCUGGCCAGCCCAGGAGGUCAAAGAUGGUUCUGUGUUUGGAUGUGCUGCUGGCGAUCAGUCCCAGACAACAAAGCUGACCUUCGUGCAGCCGCUUAAAGAUCCACCUAUCUCUGGGAAAAGAUCAAGUGAUGAAAAAGUCAGAUAUGAGGGACAGACACCUUCGUGCCAGUCUUCCCCAGAUGACCAUUCAAAUAGUUCCAUGCCUGGGUCAAAACCUGAUGCUGGGAGGGUAGUCGGUGGGUCCAAGGAAUUAGUCCAGAAGAAGACCAAACAUCCAGUCAAGAUGUCAUGCAGCUACAGGGGCUCAGCCAGUCUCAGAAAACUUUAUCCAAAGAAAGAAGUAGGACAGCCUGAGGCCACAUCAGUUCAGUCUUCAGUACUGGGGAAGGGAGUCAAACACACACCUCCAGCCAUCACACUUCCCUCAAGCAAAAGAAAGAGUUCCUUAGGUAACAGAGUCACUCCACGACAGGUAAGAAGAAUCUUUCCUAAACCUCCAUUUCCUGCUCCUGCGUCUAAGGCACCAGGUGUUGCCCAGAAAUCCUCUUUGGAAGUGAACCGAGUCAGCACACUCCCUGCAGCCACCCCGUUCCCUGCCAGCUCAUCACUAAGAACCCCGGUCACUCAGGUCAAUGCCAGCUCUGCUGGCCUCAAUGUCACCAAAGUGGUGAACCCUGUUGAUGGAACCCAGACUGUGGUAAGAUGUUCCAACCCAGUGCAGCGCUCUACCAUUGGGGCCAGGGAUCCUUCAGGAAUGAACGCCAGCAGGCUGUCCUCAGGAGGCCAGCCACCAAAUGCACAGUCCGCUGCACCACAGGCUCCUUCUCCAACAGGUGCACAGUAUAUUUUAAAACCCGCUUCAGAUCUCAGGCCCUUAAGUCUACUCCAGGUCCCACCAGGUUCAGUCACUUUGAACACCCAGCAGCAGGCCCAGCAGCCACAGCAGCUUCAGCAGCAAUGGGUCUAUAAGUUGAUUCCACAACAACAACCUCAACAACCUACAACUUUGCAUCUUCAACAGCCAGUGGUGUUACGGGGUUCAAGUGCCCAAGUUUCAACCAGUCAAGUAACAGCCUUACCUGGUCAGCAAGCUGUUUUCAUUAACCUCAGUGGAGUGGAAUGUUUUCUGCAGCCCCAGGCCACUGUGUUGUCUCAGCAUGGUUCUGCUCAGACAGAACCCAGGCAAAACCUUCCUCAGCAGAAGGUCCUGCUCUCCUCUGCCUUCCAGCAGCAGCUGCAGCCCCAGCAGGUGCAGUGGAGAAUCGUGCAGCACCCAGGGCCUGUGGCAACGGCAGCAGCCCAAACAGCUCAGCCACAGCGGGGCCGGAGCCGGUGGAGACCAAUCCAGUCAAAAGAUAAAAUGAACAGUCGACCGUCCACCACUCCCAAAUCCUGA
Molecule: messenger RNA, 2411 nt
Organism: Rhinolophus ferrumequinum (greater horseshoe bat)
Lineage: Eukaryota; Metazoa; Chordata; Mammalia; Chiroptera; Rhinolophidae
Product: transcription factor SPT20 homolog
Exons: 1
Coding region: 33-2411 (792 amino acids)
Biological process (GO): regulation of transcription by RNA polymerase II
Cellular component (GO): SAGA complex
Molecular function (GO): transcription coregulator activity
Source: RefSeq, a predicted model, not a curated record